AUGUUGGCCUCACGACAGCUCCUGGGCUCUGUUGCCCGGGGCCGCACCGCCGCCAGUGCCUGCCUAGGACUGCGUCGGAUGGCUACCGUUUCUGACUCUCCCCUUGAUCGCAAGCAGAGCCUGUUGCUGACUCGUCAAAAACAGGUCAAGCAGAACAUCCACGAGGAGGGCAACUUCAUCAACUACAAGAAGAUGUCUGAGAACCUUGCCGUUGUGCGCCAGCGUCUUAACCGCCCCCUCACUUACGCCGAGAAGAUUCUCUACUCCCAUCUCGACAACCCCCAUGAGCAAGAAAUUGAGCGUGGUGUGUCUUACCUAAAGCUUCGCCCUGACCGCGUUGCUUGCCAGGAUGCCACCGCCCAGAUGGCUAUCUUGCAGUUCAUGUCUGCUGGCAUGCCCUCUGUUGCUAACCCCACCACUGUCCACUGUGAUCACUUGAUCGAGGCCCAAGUCGGUGGUGAGAAGGAUCUUGCUCGUGCUGUCGGUAUCAACAAGGAGGUUUACGACUUCCUGUCCUCUGCCUGCGCCAAGUACAACAUCGGUUUCUGGAAGCCCGGUUCUGGUAUCAUCCACCAGAUUGUUCUUGAGAACUAUGCUUUCCCCGGUGGUCUGCUAAUUGGAACUGACUCUCACACUCCCAAUGCUGGUGGUCUCGGCAUGUGCGCCAUUGGUGUCGGUGGUGCUGAUGCUGUCGAUGUCAUGGCCAACCUCCCUUGGGAGCUGAAGGCCCCCAAGGUCAUUGGUGUUAAGCUCACUGGCGAGAUGUCUGGCUGGACUACUCCCAAGGAUAUCAUUCUCAAGGUGGCUGGUAUCUUGACUGUCAAGGGUGGUACCGGUGCCAUUGUUGAGUACCACGGUCCUGGUGUUGACCAAAUCUCCGCCACUGGUAUGGGUACCAUCUGCAACAUGGGUGCUGAGAUUGGUGCCACCACCUCCCUGUUUCCCUUCAACGGCCGCAUGCACGACUACCUUGCUGCUACCAAGCGUAAGGACAUCGGCGACUUUGCUAAGACCUACGCCAAGGAGCUCCGUGAGGACGAGGGCGCCGAAUAUGACCAGCUUAUCGAGAUCAACCUUUCCGAACUCGAGCCCCACAUCAACGGUCCCUUCACCCCCGAUCUGGCCACCCCUAUCUCCAAGUUCAGCGAGGCUGUCAAGGCUAACAACUGGCCUGAGGAGCUCAAGGUCGGUCUGAUCGGUUCCUGCACGAACUCUUCUUACGAGGACAUGUCUCGCGCCGCCUCCAUCGCUCGCGACGCCCUCGACCACGGCCUCAAGUCUAAGGCCAUUUUCACCAUCACCCCCGGCUCUGAGCAGAUUCGCGCCACCAUUGCCCGUGACGGUCAACUCCAGACCUUUGAGGAGUACGGUGGCAUUGUCCUUGCUAACGCCUGCGGUCCCUGCAUUGGUCAGUGGGAUCGCCAGGACGUUAAGAAGGGCACCCCCAACUCCAUCAUCUCUUCCUACAACCGUAACUUCACGGGCCGUAAUGACGGUAACCCUGCAACCCACUCUUUCGUCACCUCCCCCGAUCUGGUCGUCGCCAUGACUGUUGCCGGCAGUCUCCACUUCAACCCCCUCACCGACAAGCUUAAGGACAAGGACGGAAACGAGUUCAUGCUGAAGCCUCCCUCUGGUGACGGUCUCCCCGUUCACGGAUAUGACCCUGGCCAGAACACCUACCAGGCCCCUCCCGCCGACCGUGGCUCCGUCAACGUUCAGGUUUCUCCCACCUCUGACCGUCUCCAGCUUCUCUCCCCCUUCGAGCCCUGGGAUGGCAAGGAUGUCAAGGACAUUCCUAUCCUCAUCAAGGCCAAGGGCAAGACUACCACUGACCACAUUUCCAUGGCUGGUCCUUGGUUGAAGUACCGUGGCCACUUGGACAACAUUUCCAACAACAUGCUUAUCGGUGCCAUCAACGAGGCUAACGGUGAGGCCAACAAGGUCCUGAACUUCACCACUGGUGAGUGGGACGCCGUUCCUGCUGUUGCCCGUGACUACAAGGCCAAGGGCAUCAAGUGGGUCGUUAUUGGAGACUGGAACUACGGAGAGGGCUCUUCCCGUGAGCACGCUGCUCUUGAACCCCGUCACCUGGGUGGUCUUGCCAUCAUCACACGUUCCUUCGCUCGUAUCCACGAGACCAACUUGAAGAAGCAGGGUAUGCUUCCUCUCACCUUCUCUGACCCUGCCGACUACGACAAGAUCAGGCCUGAAGACAAGGUCGACAUCCUUGCUACUGAGCUCGAGGUCGGCAAGCCCUUGACCAUGGUUGUCCACCCCAAGGAUGGCAAGCCCUUCGAGGUUAAGCUUUCUCACACCUUCAACGCUCCCCAGAUUGAGUGGUUCAAGAACGGCAGUGCUCUGAACACCAUGGCCAAGGCCGCCGCCAAGUCAUAA
Colletotrichum truncatum is the source of this 2397-nucleotide messenger RNA. RefSeq names its product Aconitate hydratase, mitochondrial protein 2. Gene Ontology annotation, molecular function: 4 iron, 4 sulfur cluster binding; aconitate hydratase activity. Gene Ontology annotation, biological process: tricarboxylic acid cycle. NCBI's taxonomy places the organism in Eukaryota, Fungi, Ascomycota, Sordariomycetes, Glomerellales, Glomerellaceae. Gene Ontology annotation, cellular component: mitochondrion; cytosol. The record is from RefSeq and is a predicted model, not a curated record.